UUGCAUAUUUAGAAACAGAUUUGAGAAGAGCACGGUUAAUGCUUAAAUGUGUGUGGUCAAUUUCAGAACUAAACUAAAAAUGGACCAGCAACCUGAAACAAGUGAAUACCAGAGAACAGAGGACCAGUCAAUUAUGGACAAUGACACCCAGAAGCUAUUAGAGGACAGCGACUGUUUUUUAAAAAUUGCUGGAAAUAAAUAUUACAUCCUUAUACCUGGGAAGACAUUAGAGUGUCAUGAAACCAUCAGAAAUUUCCUUCAACACACACUGAGUCUAAAGGAGGUGGAGUCUGUGGAGGAGUGUAAUGUUAUAGUGGUUUUAUGCGCUGUUGUUUCAAGGACAGGAACUGACAUUGACGCUGCACUGAAUGAACUUAAUAAACUUUCAGAAUCGAAACCAGCCAUUUUUAUGGUGCUGCAUCACACAUUUGACCCAGAAAAAACUGUACCAGACAGCAGCAGGUGUGUAAACAGGGAAGAUACACUUACAGUGGAUCUUCUGUUUCAUGAGGAUAAAGGGCUCCUGGAUUGCAUGAAAAACAAUGAAGCACUGGGCAAGAUUAAAAACCACCUGCAAGUACAGGAUACUGGCAACAUUAUGUCUUCAUUCCUCAACAUGUGCCGGAGUUGCUUGUGCUGUCGUUGUCCGGUGGAACCAGAAGAUGUCACAGUUGUCAACUGUGUUCUGUGUGUGUUAAUGGUGUCAGUCACUGAUCAUCAGCAUCACUUGGACUCAUCAGUUAAUUACCUGCCUCAUGUCACCAGCUGUUACGUAUCACUUUGAGUAUAAAUGCUUUGUCUUGGUUUGUGUCUUUGUUGGAUCGUUGUUCUAUGUCACCGGUUGUUUGCCAUCUAUGUUACUCCCUGGAAUGUCUACUGUUUGUACUGCUGUGAGUCUUAAUUAUGUUUAUUAAACUGUUUAACCUGCA
Molecule: messenger RNA, 929 nt
Organism: Misgurnus anguillicaudatus (oriental weatherfish)
Lineage: Eukaryota; Metazoa; Chordata; Actinopteri; Cypriniformes; Cobitidae
Source: RefSeq, a predicted model, not a curated record